AUCCAUUCUUUUUUUGGGUUUGAAAAUAAUAACAAAAUGAAUGUAACAAAUGAAAAAAUUAAAUCGGAUACAAUGAUUUGUCAGAAAUAUGAUCGAUUCAUAGCAAAUGCUAUAGUGAAUACCGGUAUCGGUAUUGCAGUUGGUUCAUUAACAUCAUUAAUUCUAUUCAAACGACGUGCAUGGCCAAUUCAUUAUGGUAUCGGUAUUGCAUUUGGUUAUUCGCUUAAAGAUUUUGAAAUUUGUCUUAAUCAAAGAAAAUGAAAAAAUGAUAAUAAUCCAACUGAUUGAUGAUGACCAUUAAAUGAAUUUGAAAAUAAAAUUACAGCACACAUCCAUAAGAAAAAAAUUUU
This is a messenger RNA of Dermatophagoides pteronyssinus (European house dust mite), 350 nucleotides long. RefSeq lists its product as uncharacterized. Lineage: Eukaryota; Metazoa; Arthropoda; Arachnida; Sarcoptiformes; Pyroglyphidae. Gene Ontology annotation, cellular component: MICOS complex; mitochondrion; mitochondrial inner membrane. The record is from RefSeq and is a predicted model, not a curated record.